This is a messenger RNA of Thamnophis sirtalis, 1170 nucleotides long. The record is from RefSeq and is a predicted model, not a curated record. NCBI's taxonomy places the organism in Eukaryota, Metazoa, Chordata, Lepidosauria, Squamata, Natricidae.
AUGACGCCUGAGCAAUGCUUCGCCAAGCAGCUGGAGCAUCGUGGAGGCUUGCAAAAGAGUCACAGGAGGAGGGGAGCUUGGGGAGCUUGGGUGGAUGCUGGACCCAAUUACUGGUUUCAACAAACUACAAUGAAAUACUUGGUAGUACCCCUUUCUCUCUGCAAUUCCAUCUGCCCUUCUGGUUGUCAUAAGAAAAAGAAGGAAGGGGAGCCAUUUUGUUGUUACGAUUGUGUCCGGUGUUCAGAAGGAAAGGUUUCUACUGAAGCAGACAUGGAUGCCUGCAACACCUGUCAAGAAGAUCAGUAUCCUAAUAAGGAACAAAAUCAAUGCAUACCUAAGAUAUUUUCCUUCCUGUCUUAUGAGGAACCCUUGGGAAUGGGGUUAGCCAUUUCUGCAUAUUUCUUUGUUUUCAUCACAGUUUGGAUUUUAUGGAUUUUUAUAAAGUAUCGCAACACUCCUAUUGUCAAAGCCAACAACAGGAGCCUCACUUAUAUCCUCUUAACUUUUCUUCUCCUCUGCUUCCUAUCUUCAUCACUCUUUAUUGGCAAACCUCAUAAGCUGACUUGUCUCUUCCGCCAAAUGGCUUUUGGAAUCAUCUUUUCAGUGGCUGUUUCAUGUGUGCUAUCAAAAAAUGUUACUGUGAUUGUGGCUUUCCUUGCCACCCAACCAGGAUCUAGAAUGAGAAAGUGGAUGGGGAAAAAAGUAGCCAAUGCUAUAAUUCUUUUCUGUUCUUCUAUUCAAGUAGGCAUAUGCCUUAUCUGGUUGGCUACUACUCCCCCUUUUCCUGAUGUUGAUAUGCAUUCAAUGGCUGAAGAAAUUGUGUUAGGGUGUAAUGAAGGGUCAACUGCCAUGUUCUAUUGUGUUUUAGGUUACAUGGGUUUCCUGGCUUUUGUGAGUUUCCUUGUGGCAUUCUUUGCAAGGAAGUUACCUGACAGUUUCAAUGAAGCCAAGUUCAUAACCUUCAGCAUGUUGGCCUUUUGCAGUGUUUGGAUAUCCUUUAUCCCUACAUACUUGAGCACUAAGGGAAAAUACAUGGUGGUGGUGGAGAUCUUCUCUAUAUUGGCUUCCACUGCUGGACUGCUGUUUUGCAUUUUUUCCCCCAAAUGCUACAUUAUUUUGCUGAGGCCAGAACUAAACAAAAGAGAUGAAGUAAUAAAACGAAAAAGAUAA